Molecule: messenger RNA, 2022 nt
Organism: Symbiodinium sp. CCMP2592
Lineage: Eukaryota; Dinophyceae; Suessiales; Symbiodiniaceae
Source: the annotation of a GenBank genome assembly
AUGGUGGUGUGUAUUCUUGUGGUCGGUACAGCUGCGGAGCCCGAAAUCUCUUGGGGUCCGGCAUGCAAUCGACAAGCGGCCAUGAUGCCGCCUACCUGUUUCUAUCUCGGUUUGGCCGGACUUUGGUUAGCUGCAGGAGUCGGUGAGACGUCCCAGGAGUGCGACGAUAAUAUUGAACUCUUGCAGCGCAAGCUGUCUCUGGAGUCGCGCAAGCCCCACGUGCUUUUCUUUAUCGCGGACUGCAUGGGCUGGGCAGGUCUCGGAGCCCAUCGAACUGCAGGAAAUGCAGCAGAGGCUCAGGGAAAAGCCGAGACGCAGACCUCUGUUUUGGACGGCCUCAUCCGAGACGGGGUGCUUUUAGAGAGGCACUACACCACCUCAUCGUCCGGGCCGUCCCGGUAUUCUCUGAUUAGUGGUCGUUUGCCACAUAGUUUGCCACAACUAUCAGAGAACAAUCUUUCGAGGCCUGGACAACUGUGGAAUCCAGAAGACAAUGUCUCCGGAUUCGUCGGAAUGCCCAGAAAUAUGACAGGCAUUGGCAGUAAGUUAAAGCAAGGGGGCUACGCCACCCAUUACGUUGGGAAAUGGGCUGCAGGCCACGCCUCUCCCGAGCAUACGCCCUUUGGCAGGGGCUUUGACUCGUUUCUUGGAUAUUUGGGUGCUGGGAAUGGCUACUGGUCGAAAGUAGAAGACCCCCUAGCCGCCGGUCCCGGUAUAUGUCGGAAGAAGUUUCAGGAUUUUUCUCUGUAUAAUGCCACGUACCGCGGCGCCGUGGAUGGGAUGAUUGCUGCAGAACUCGGCUGCAGAAGGAACGUGACAGGCAGUUCGUUCACAAAAUUUGGCUGCGACGAAGAGGAUCUCAAUGAUUGCUUGCCGGACAGCUGUCACGAAGAGUCCAUGCUUCUUGAGUAUGCUAUCAGACUCAUCAAGAGCCACGACUCUUCAAAGCCAUUGUUCCUGACUUACUCGUCGCACCGUGUGCACCGCCCUUACGAAUUCACUGCUUCGGACUCAAAGUUGGAAGCCAAAGUUCAGAAGUCUUUUGAGAAGGCUAAGAUUGCUGGGAAGCUUCCGUGGACCACAGCCCGCAAGGAUAUGGCUGUCAGCCUGGCCUCUGUGGACUUUGUCAUGGGAAGGCUUGUCGAGACCUUAAAAGACCGCGGCAUGUUUGAAGAUACGUUGGUUAUCUUCAUAUCCGACAACGGUGGUGCAACAGAAUUGGGAGCGGGUGCCAAUAACUAUCCGUUGAAAUCCGGCAAGUUUACAGCGUGGGAAGGUGGAGUGCGCACCAACGCUUUCAUCUCUGGAGGUUUCAUCCCGGCCCCAAAUCGUGGAAGCAGUUUCUACGGGGUCAUCCACAUUGCAGACUGGUACGCAACUUUGUGCAAUUUGGCUGGCAUCAGCCAUGUCGAUGAUGUUUCGGCCAAGGCCAAUGAGCAGCUUCGUCUCGAGGGUAGACCACUACUAGCUGAGGUAGAGGGCCGGCCGCAGUUGCAGAAUAUUUUUUCAGGAGUCAAUGGUCGCCCCGACACACUGCAUUUGAGCCCGACCACAGUACUUAAGUGGCCUUACAAACUACUCACUGGGAGGCAGCCCAACAGCUUCUGGCUUGGUCCGGUGUUCCCGAACUGCAGCAGCAGCAAUAUGCCGGCGGACACCUCGACCGAGGACUGCGGCAACGGUUGCCUCUUCAACGUCGAAGUCGACCCAGGCGAGCAUCGGGACCUGUCUGCAAAUGAAGACCACGUUGCUGUGCUGUCAAGCUUGCAAGAAGAGCUGAAGCUGAUGAACUCCAAGACCUUCAGGGCAGACUUUGGCCAGGAACAGGUGCAAGCUUGUGUGCAGUCGUUCCAGCUGGGCGGCUUCAUCGGGCCUUUCGUAGAUGCAGAUGACUUCUACACAACUCAGCAAGUCCCUGGAACAGAGGAGGUGGAGACGUAUAGACAGGAGCUGAUGAACGAGUUCAUAGAGCCACCUUUGAAGGAGAAGCCACCUGAUGAUCUUGGCUGCUUUUACUUGUGA